AAGAUGAUAAAGGAAGGAAGAGGCGGACUCUAGUUGCUGCUCUAACUCUCCUCUAGGGAACCGGUCCAGUCAAAGUCAGCAGACAUGAAGGAAGCAGCUGCUCAGCGUCUGAUCUUUCUGAUCUCACUGCUGUUCUGGACAUCAGGUCAAGUCCUCCCAGUUCGUCUGACUGUGAUUCCCAGCAGAUCUCAGUUCUUUGAACAUGAAUCAGUGAUUCUGAUCUGUGAGGAUGAAAACGGAUCUGAUGGAUGGACUGUGAGGAGAAACGCAACCAGAGACACCAGAGCUGAGUGUAAAGGAUGGGGAACACCAGCUGGUUCUACCUGUAACAUGGACUACCUCCUCCCAGGUGAUACUGGUCUGUACUGGUGUGAGUCCAUCAAUGGAUCCUCCAGCAGCAGCAGCAGCAUCCAGCUCUCUGUCUCUGGUGGAUCAGUGAUCCUGCAGAGUCCUGUCCUCCCUGUGAUGGAGGGAGAUGACGUCACUCUGAGCUGCAGAGCAAAGAAUCCAACCCACAACCUCCCAGCUGCUUUCUAUAAAGAUGGCUCCUUCAUUGGUGAUGGACCAUCAGGUCACAUGACCCUCCUCCAUGUUUCCAGCUCUGAUGAAGGCCUCUAUAAAUGUAAUGUCAAAGGUCAUGGAGAGUCUCCGUCCAGCAGGAUCUUUGUCAAAGAGAAACCUCCAACCACCUCUCCACCCUCCACUAUCUCUCCACCUUCCUCCUCCUCCUCUUCCUCAGAGAAACUCACCAACAUCUCUGACUCUACAGUCACACCUGGUCCAGGUUCUUCCUCCGUCUCUCUCCCAGUGUUGCUUCCCAGUGCAUCUCUUUGUGUUUUGGUUUUCCUGUUUUUACUGGUUCAACUGGUCGUAUAUUUGUACAACAACCCUAAGGUGAUGAAGGAGGAAGAGGAGAGGAUGACAUCACUUCCAGAAACAUCAGGAUGUUCCAGAGGAAACAGAAGAAAACCAAACCAGGAACAGGAAAUGAUCAGAGCUUCUGGGACUUUGACUGGACCGUUUGGGUCUGAAAAGACUCCAAAUAAGGAGAGAAAAACGGCUGGUGAUAAAAAUAAUUGAUGUUCAUGUGGUGGGCGGGUUGCAGGCGGCCUGUGAAGGCGGCCAGUGUUUAUUGGUUACUGGUGGAAAUGUGUUGCAGACCGCCAUGUUUUCUGCUUUCACAGCCUUUUCCUUCAGGGCGGUUCUAACCUGUUCAGAACCUUCAGCGCCCCCUGGUGCUGAACAGAGGUAGUGUGGUUGCUGUUAGAGAGUCCAAAGUGUAAAGAAAUAUACAUUUAAUCUCUGUGAUGUUGGAAAUAAUCAGUUAUUGGCCCAAGUUUUCACAUCGGUGCAUUCCUGUUUAAUAGGAUCUAAAACUGCAGCUAAGAAGCAGCUUAGUGACUGAACUGAUCAGACCGAUCAGAAAUCAAUCACUUUUAUCACUGAUUCUGUUUUCUUGUCUGUUUGCUCUUUUCUAACAACCUGUGUUAUAAAACCACAAAUUCAUUUUGGUUUUCUGUCAAAAUGACUGAAUAUUAUUAUCAUUUUAACAUUAUGAUGGUAGAAAAUAUUAUAAAUGUUAAAAUAAUCAGACUGUUACUGUUGGAUUGUUCCUUUAGAGCGCUGUUCUAGUUUGAUAGAAAGGCCUUUAAUAGACCAUUGCAGCGAUGAGGUGAUUAGAGAAACGACUGAUAAAGAAACAAACGUAUUUUAACUAAACUAAGUCAUAUUAGCAUGUAGCAAACUCCCUCCAUUGAAGGACGACAUUUACUGAUCAUUUCUAGGUUUGAUAGAAAUUAAACCCUCUUAGCUUAAAGUAACAUUUAUAAUGUAAAUAACUU
Molecule: messenger RNA, 1841 nt
Organism: Xiphophorus couchianus (Monterrey platyfish)
Lineage: Eukaryota; Metazoa; Chordata; Actinopteri; Cyprinodontiformes; Poeciliidae
Product: hemicentin-2-like
Exons: 8
Coding region: 85-1080 (331 amino acids)
Biological process (GO): cell surface receptor signaling pathway; immune response
Cellular component (GO): external side of plasma membrane
Molecular function (GO): transmembrane signaling receptor activity
Source: RefSeq, a predicted model, not a curated record